AUGUCCAGAACAGCGUCGAAAGGAGAAGGACCCAAGAGUCCUCUAUCAUCAUGUUGGAGCUUUGACGACCUGGAAUUCACUGAUAAGCCCUCUGAGACAGAAAUCUCCUUAAAACUGAGCAUGUCCUCCAGCGGUGAUAAGACCCAUUUUGAUAUACUCUUUGAUCCCUUGAAACCUUCCCUGCAGCUGACAAAGUCUCAAGAGCCCAGCGAGCUCGACCAAUAUUUUAUUGCGAGUGUCGAAGGUAGUUUUUCAAGAACUAUAGAAGCUACUAGACCUGAACUCAUUCGCAGAUAUGUGAAAGCUAUGGAGAAAGACAACAGCAAAUCUUCCGACCCCUCCCUUUCUCAAUGUAUACUACACCUCGAUCCGAAAGCGCCAUCAAAUAGAUUAGUUUUCGAUUCGGAUGAGAAAGAUUUGUGGGAGAGUGCUUUAAAGUAUUUCAGUAAACGUAGCACGAAUGAAUGGAAGAGGAUGUUGAGUGAUACAGUAUCGCUCAAUAUAAAGCGUUGA
Messenger RNA from Kwoniella mangroviensis CBS 8507, 513 nucleotides. RefSeq lists its product as uncharacterized. The record is from RefSeq and is a predicted model, not a curated record. The transcript has 2 exons. The coding region runs from base 1 to 513 and encodes 170 amino acids. NCBI's taxonomy places the organism in Eukaryota, Fungi, Basidiomycota, Tremellomycetes, Tremellales, Cryptococcaceae.